Messenger RNA from Prunus armeniaca (apricot), 2400 nucleotides. Lineage: Eukaryota; Viridiplantae; Streptophyta; Magnoliopsida; Rosales; Rosaceae. The record is from the annotation of a GenBank genome assembly.
AUGGAGACUCUCCAAUCAAACCCUAACCCUCCUCCAAUCGAAGCCCUAGAUCCUCAACCCCCUACUUUCUCUAAUCUGUCUUCUGAAACCGUACCCUCCUACGAUCUCAAACCUCCUCCUCCUCCGGAAACCCUAGUCUCAGAUUAUAAGGACCCAUCUCCACCACCUCCCUCUGAAACCCUAGCUUCCAAUGCUCAAAACCCCGCCCAAAUUCCCCAGACUGGUACUGAGAAUGGUAAUUCAAACGACGGCAGCAAGACGCUUGCUCUCAGGCCCGAUAUCCAAAAGCCGCUGCUGUCGGAGAAUGGAUUGACCAACACCCAUAGUGGCACCGACAGAGAUGGCUCCGGCGGGGAGGAGGAGACGACGAGCAGGCGUCGCCGCCGCAGCCGGUGGGACCCUCAGCCCGAGUCAGACAACCAGAGUGGUGGCGGCGAGUCGGGUAGCGGCCCGAGGAAGAGGAAGUCGCGGUGGGCGGAUGAGGAGCCGAAGCCCGUGAUUCAGCUACCAGAUUUCAUGGGAGGUAUUGAGUUUGAUCCAGAAAUUCAAGCUUUGAAUAGUAGGCUUCUUGAGAUUAGUCGAAUGCUGUCUUCGGGUUUGCCUUUGGAUGAUCGUCCCGAAGGUGCCCGGUCUCCUUCACCGGAACCUAUAUAUGAUAAUAUGGGAAUUAGGAUUAAUACUAGAGAGUUCCGUGCCCGUGAGAGGUUGAACAAAGAGAGACAGGAAAUUAUUGCUCAGAUUAUUAAGAGGAACCCUGCGUUUAAGCCUCCAGCUGAUUACAGGCCGCCUAAGCUUCAGAAGAAGCUUUACAUACCAAUGAAAGAAUAUCCGGGUUAUAAUUUUAUUGGUCUUAUCAUUGGCCCGAGGGGUAAUACCCAGAAGAGGAUGGAGAAAGAAACUGGUGCAAAAAUUGUCAUUAGGGGUAAAGGGUCGGUGAAAGAGGGUCGGCUGCAACAGAAGAGAGAUUUAAAACCUGACCCUUCUGAGAAUGAGGACUUGCAUGUUUUGGUUGAGGCGGAUACGCAAGACGCACUUGAUGCUGCGGCUGGGAUGGUGGAGAAGCUCUUGCAGCCUGUGGAUGAGGUGUUGAAUGAGCAUAAGAGGCAACAACUUAGGGAACUUGCGGCCUUGAAUGGGACAAUAAGGGAUGAGGAGUAUUGUAGGUUGUGUGGUGAACCGGGGCACCGUCAAUAUGCAUGUCCAUCACGGACUUCGACCUUCAAGAGUGAUGUUCUUUGUAAGAUAUGUGGUGAUGGUGGGCAUCCAACCAUUGAUUGUCCAGUGAAGGGUACAACUGGGAAGAAAAUGGACGAUGAGUAUCAGAACUUUUUGGCUGAGUUAGGUGGGACAGUUCCUGAAUCUGCAACUAAGCAGACCAGUACAUUGGCUCUUGGCCCAGGCAAUAGUUCAGUAAGCAAUCCUCCUUGGGUUAACAGUGCUGGGAGUGCUAGCAGUGCAUCAUCACAUCCAGGCUUGGGAUCAGUUGGAAUCAAGCCUACCAAGGAAUACGAUGACACAAAUUUGUACAUCGGAUACUUGCCACCCACUCUUGAUGAUGAUGGUUUGAUCCGAUUGUUUUCACCUUUUGGUGAUAUUGUGAUGGCCAAAGUUAUUAGGGACCGGAUUACUGGAUUGAGUAAAGGUUAUGGUUUUGUGAAGUAUGCAGACGUUCAAAUGGCUAAUAAUGCUAUUGCAAGCAUGAACGGUUUUCGCCUGGAUCAGCGAACCAUUGCUGUCAGAGUUGCUGGCAAGCCUCCACAGCCUGCUGUGCCUCCUGGACCUCCAGCAUCGACAAUGCCCACGUACCCUGUCUCUCUCCAGCCUGUUGGUGCCUAUCCAUCCCAGCAAUUUACCCCAGGUGGUCCUCUUGGGAAUGCACCACCUACUAGUUAUGCGGGUACUCCUGUUCCAUGGGGACCCCCGGUUCCUCCUCCUUAUGCUCCGUAUGCUCCUCCUCCUCCUCCUCCCGGUUCAACCAUGUAUCCUCCUCCCAUGCAAGGUGCUUACGGUGCACGAUAUCCUCCUCCUCCCGGAGCACCAUCUCAACCGGUGACCUCUAGUGAAACACAACAGAAUUAUCCCCCUCCAGGAGUUCAAUCUGAAAACAGUACCUCUAUGCAAUCUGUACCAACUAAUAUGUACGGGGGCUCAGCAAUGCCACCAAAUGGCCAACAUUCUUAUCCUGCAUCUUCGUAUGGUUACUCAUCUUACUACAAUGCAGUUCCACCACCUCCUCCUCCCCCUGCCCCUGUACCUGGUUCAACUGCAGACCAAUCACAGAGCAUUGGUAAUGUGCCAUGGGCCACAAAUCCUCCGGUUCCUCCUCCAGCUUCUUCUACAGAGAAGACAGCCUAUGGUGCAGAUGCAGAGUAUGAGAAGUUCAUGGCGGAAAUGACAUGA